Molecule: messenger RNA, 1410 nt
Organism: Lemur catta (Ring-tailed lemur)
Lineage: Eukaryota; Metazoa; Chordata; Mammalia; Primates; Lemuridae
Product: probable fibrosin-1
Exons: 5
Coding region: 1-1032 (343 amino acids)
Source: RefSeq, a predicted model, not a curated record
AUGGCAGGGGAGGCCUGUGAGGUUCGCUGCCAUCAAGACUGGAGCCUGGAGGACAGUUUCCCACCGGGCCUGUGGGCACCCGUAGCAGAAGGGCCAACAAAGCCCACCUGGACCCUGAGGGGCCAGACGGCUUCUUUGGCAGUGGGGAAGCCGCGGUCUGGAGGAGAACAGCGGCAAGUCCGAGGGUCUCCCCAGCAGCUGGGGUCCCGGGAGCGCUCUUGCAGCACGCCAGCUCGUCCCACCGCUCGGCGCCUAGGCAGAGGCCUAGCCUGUGUCCCGGGACCAGGCGGCGGCGAGGCCAAAGCUGCCUCCGACUCACCCCAGUCCUACUCCGAGGCCCGCGGGCUCUGCGGCUCCUUUAAGAAGGGGCGGUCCGGGCGGAAGCGGAAAUGGCGGCGCGCGCGGAAGCGGCGGCGGUGGGAAGCGAAAAUGGCGGCGCGCGCGGAAGCGGCGGCGGCGGCGGCGGCGGCGGCGGCGGCGGCGGUCAGUGGCUGCGGUUGGGUGCCCGCCGCUGGGUCCGGCCGACCCCGACGUCCUCGACACCCUCCUGCGCCCCGCGGGGUCGGGCUGCGGCCCGCGCGUCCGUCUCCAAGGUGGGGGGGCGGCCGGGCCGGGGCGGGCUGCACGUCCCCUCCCUGUGCGGGGUCCCGGAGUCCUUUCGGUACUCUGGGACGCGAGGAAGACGCAGAGGACGCCUGCGCCCCGCGGCCCGCGCGUGCCCUGCCUUAUGCGCCGCUCCCCGCGGCUCCCUGGACACCCUCCGCCCUGGCCAGUGCCCCUCCGCGGGGCUCCUACCAGCUCCCACGAGCACGUCUUGGGCCUCCGACGCCGGGGACGGUAGCUCCCGACAGCUGGGGACUCUGCGUGCGGCGAGUCCAAGCAGCUGCUUGCGUUGGAGCAGAAAUGUUUCCAGUAUUCUCCCCUGGGGCAGAGAGAAGCCACUUUCCUACGUGUCCACAGAGAAAAUCUAUGCAGGUACAUCGACAGGUGUUCCUGCAAAAGAAAUUUAGAGUUCUUUGGAGUCUCUCGUAACAAUCAACAAUGCCACACUGACUGGAUGCACAAGCGUCUUUGCACCGAAGCAAGAAUAUUUCUGUAGGCUAUAAAGUCCUUGGUGCAGAAGUGCUAGGUCUAGGGCUUUAAGUAGCCCUCCCCUGCUGACGUUGGAGGGCCCUGGUAUCUCCCUGCCCAGGCUUGAUUUGGCAGACCUGGUAGGUGUAAGAUACUGUUUCGUUGUAGCUCUACUUGUUUGUAUGUCCUGUAAGUACAAUCUAACGUCUUAACACUGUGUCAGAUUUAUGUUGAUUGCUUCUACCACUAAUGAUCAUUUUGAAAUUGGAAAAAUGUGUGUUAUUAUAAACAUUUACAUGUUUUUAAGCCGUUUGUAUUAAAUAAUCUUUGCUCAUUUUC